Messenger RNA from Prunus armeniaca (apricot), 615 nucleotides. The record is from the annotation of a GenBank genome assembly. NCBI's taxonomy places the organism in Eukaryota, Viridiplantae, Streptophyta, Magnoliopsida, Rosales, Rosaceae.
AUGGAAGAAGAGAGAACAAGAAGGGAGGCAAGUGUUCUAAGGUACAGAGAGAAGCGCCAGUCUAGACUUUUCUCCAAGAAGAUAAGGUACCAAGUCCGCAAACUCAACGCAGAUAAAAGACCAAGACUCAAGGCCCAUCUUGUGGAAAAUGCCUAUCUCCAAGCCGAAGGGCCUUCAGCUGAUGAGGUGACGGUGGCUGAUCGUCGUUGGGAGAAGAGGGCGGCCGAGGCUGAGACCGUCAGGGAGGCCUACCUCCAAGUGACAGGGAAGAGGCAGAUCGAGGGCGCCCUCAACGUGAUGCAUCUGCCAAAUAGGCCAAGGGGGCCAAAUGAGUAUGCGGCCAUCCUUAUUCCUGGUGAUGAGGUAGAGGGGGAUGCCGAGCCGGUCAAUGUGGCGUGCCCUCGGAAGGUUGUGCCGUUCGUCAACUGUAUGAUUGACAGCGUACUUGGGGGAAGAGCGGGGCUUGCUCCACUUGCCAGGCCGAUGGUGGCGGUACCAUCGGUAGCGAGGGAGGAUGGUAGAUUCAUCUUUGCUCAAGAGAGAUAUGGGCCGAUCGAUGAUCGAAGCUUCCCACAGACGGCGCCAAUCUGUUUACUCUUAAAACUAAAUAGAUAG